This is a messenger RNA of Bombyx mori (domestic silkworm), 1010 nucleotides long. RefSeq names its product bridge-like lipid transfer protein family member 3B. The record is from RefSeq and is a predicted model, not a curated record. NCBI's taxonomy places the organism in Eukaryota, Metazoa, Arthropoda, Insecta, Lepidoptera, Bombycidae. Bases 144 to 995 code for a protein of 283 amino acids. The transcript is spliced from 7 exons.
AGUUACCGUAACUCAUUCAGUAAAAUUUCACUUUUAAUCAUUCAUUCAAUCUCAGGUUCUUAUCAUUGAAUAGGACCUUAUUAUUCUUUUGGAAAAUAAUGUUUCUAUGAAUUUCAUUUAUUAUUACUUUCUGCUUAAAAAAAAUGGUGACUAUAAUAAAAAACCAGUUAUUAAAACAUCUAUCCAGGUUCACAAAAAACUUAUCACCGGAGCAAAUCUCACUAUCGGCACUUCGAGGUUCCGGUGAACUCCAAGACUUGACCCUCGAUGAAGAUUUACUUACUGAUCUCCUAGAACUACCAGGAUGGCUGCGGCUCACAUCUGCUAAAUGCAAUCGAGCAUCUUUCAGAAUACAAUGGACCAAACUGAAGACUGUGCCCAUUGUACUGAAUCUAGACGAAGUCCAUAUAGCUUUGGAGGUAUGUUCAGAACCUCGGGUUAUGAAUCCGAGUGCGGCCGGUGCUUUACCUGUUCCAGGAAAAUAUAGUUAUAUACACAAGGUGAUAGACGGAAUCUCAGUGGCUGUGAAUCAUGUACAAAUAGACUUCAACUGUGAUGCGUUCACCAGUAGUGUUCAAAUUUCAAGGGUGACCGUUGAGUCACGCACUCCAGACGGUCGGAAAGGGGAUCUAAGACUGACUAGAAUCAAAUGUACUGAUACGGGACAACUACUUAUUUUUAAGGAGCUGGAAUGGCAGAGCGCUCGCAUAGAAGCCAAAGCCCACGGCGCGGCUUCGGCUAAUUUACCUCCCUUGCGACUCUUGUUAGGGAAUACACACUGUCGUAUUGUUAUAAAGAAGAGGCUAUCAGAUUGUGCGGUGAUAGCAUCCCGACUGGCCAUCUGCCCGGAGCCCGUGGCGUGGGCGCUCACAGACGGGCAGCUCCGCGCCGCGCUGGCCUGCGCCGCCGCCCUCGCGCAGCCCGUGCGCCGGGCCACCGCCGCCGCCACCAGGGCUAAGGCGCUUAGGAAGGCAAGUUCACAUCUACUAAUAUAAAGCUCAUGGCCCACC